GUAAAGGCUCUACCAUACACAUCCGUUGUUUACUUCAGAGACAGAGAGACUGAAGAACAUCAUACCAAAGGACGUGAACCGAACCCUAGCCCGUACAAACCGAGGUUGCUGGUCGGUGCAUUCAAGAGUGAUUUGAUUUUAGUGCCUUCCGAAGAGAAAAAAAUUCAGUUGAAAAGGGAAUGGCGAACAGGUGGUGGGCUGAAAAUGCGGUGUUGAAUCCUAUGUCACUAACUUCUGCUCCAUCUCUCCACCUAAGAAACCCCGGUGAAGAUGAAAAUGCUGGAUUCAACCGCCUUGGACAGAGGCAGAGAGAGCAAGAAUUCAUGGAAACAACCACGAAUGCAUCGAAUAGCAGUGGGAGCAAUACCAAUACCAAUCUAAACCCUAGCUCCACGAACCAAAACCCUGAAGAUGGAGAUAACCGAGAUAACGAGCAUGAAGCUGAAGAUAGUCAGAACCCAACUGGAGAUCUCGAAAUGUCGGACCGGAGUGGCUCGGGCGGACGCCGAUCUAGAGGCAGACCACCUGGGUCCAAGAACAAGCCCAAACCACCAAUUGUGAUAACAAAAGAUAGUCCUAAUGCGCUUCGAAGUAAUGUCUUGGAAAUUAGCAGUGGCGGCGACAUUGCCGAGACGAUUUCAACCUUUGCACAGAGCCGCCGAUGCGGGGUCUCGGUUUUGAGUGGUAGUGGAGUUGUGACUAAUGUGACAUUGCGCCAGCCAGCUGCACCCGGCGGCGUGAUAGCGCUUUCUGGUCGAUUUGAGGUAUUGUCGUUAUCUGGGGCAUUCUUGCCGGCACCAUCUCCCCCAGGAGCCAACGGACUCGCGGUGUAUUUGGCAGGUCAUCAGGGCCAGGUGGUAGGCGGCACUGUGGUUGGUUCAUUGACAGCGUCGGGUCCCGUGAUGGUAAUUGCUGCCACAUUUACAAAUGCAACGUAUGAAAGAUUACCUCUGGAGGAGGAGCCGGUGGCGGCCGGUGAAGAAACGCAAUUGCAGCCAACUUCAGGAGUUAAUACUGGAACUACAAGUGGUGGCGCUACAGGAUCUCAGCCACAAGGCUUGGCGGCUGAUCCUCCAUCAUCCUCCAUGCCUUUAUAUAAUCUGCCACCAAAUUUGCUGCCCAACGGCCAGAUGCCGCCAGAUGUUUUCUGGGCUCCGCCACGUCCGCCCUCUUAUUGAGUACCAUUGGAAGGGUGGAAUGUCGAGAAGUAAUCGUUAAUACAUGGUAGUUUCUGUGACCCCUUUCGAAGUUCUUAGGAAUCAAGAGUCAAGGUUAGACUUUCUUGACGCUUUAGUAUUCCAUGUAAAUCACAUUUCUGUCUAGGUUUUUCAACUUUUGUGUUUUAUGACUAUGCAACUUAUGAGACUGCUUUUUGAUUUUCUUCCUCUGAGCUAAUGUUGCUGGAAUUCCCCAUGGCCA
Molecule: messenger RNA, 1419 nt
Organism: Olea europaea var. sylvestris
Lineage: Eukaryota; Viridiplantae; Streptophyta; Magnoliopsida; Lamiales; Oleaceae
Product: AT-hook motif nuclear-localized protein 15-like
Exons: 2
Coding region: 180-1178 (332 amino acids)
Cellular component (GO): nucleus
Molecular function (GO): minor groove of adenine-thymine-rich DNA binding; DNA-binding transcription factor activity
Source: RefSeq, a predicted model, not a curated record